Molecule: messenger RNA, 567 nt
Organism: Saccostrea echinata
Lineage: Eukaryota; Metazoa; Mollusca; Bivalvia; Ostreida; Ostreidae
Exons: 3
Coding region: 1-567 (188 amino acids)
Source: RefSeq, a predicted model, not a curated record
AUGAAUAAAUCUCAACUGAUCGAUCUACAGAUAAAAUUUUGGGAGAAAGUGGUCGAUCAUGAAUUUAAGUUGGGACACGUGAUUUCAUUCAGAGAUUGGUAUGGCGAAACAACGUUCUUCAUUAAGCUUACCCCAUAUCUGUGGCUGAUACCACUUAUAGUCACCGUUACACUCCUUGUUGUCUUCAAGCGAGCUAAGCUAUACGGAUACACACAAAAGUACUUAGUCGCUAUAAUGAUGAUAGACGUUCUUUUCACUCUUUUAACUGGAAUUCGGGAUGGUAUCCUUACAUGGCUGGACAUGGAUUAUGGGUAUAUAGAAUACAAAAUCUGCCGGUUCUUGAUGUCUGUUCUUGCACCAACUAUAGGAAAAAGAAAUAAAGUAAAAUACCUCAUUUUAAUAAAGUUGAAUAUGAUUCUUUGUAUUUCGUUUAUCCUACAAGAAGUCCCAUUGUUUACAUAUGCCACUAUUAUAUUAAGAUCUAAUGAUUUGCCAUUUGACGUGGCAUCCCCGCCACAGUUCAAUUUCUUAGCGGCACAGCUACGCAGUUCCGUUAAGGCUGCAUAA